AUGUCGAACACAGGACAAGACGGAGCUCCCACCGGGCACGCUGACAAUGCGCCCUUGGUAGGACCUAGCGUUAAGCCCAGGUCGGCCUCAAGAAUGAGCACGGCCCGCGAAGUCCCCCUAGAGUCAACGCCAAAGGCGUCCAGAAAGGCUACGAAAGGCAAAAGCUCAGCGUAUACAACGGAGAGCAAAACUAGCUGGCCAAGUUCCAGGGCGUCAGGAGCAUCGUCAGUGGAACAAGGGGGAGGAUACAGCGUCAAAGACGACGGCGAUGAAGCGUCGGGGGAUGAGGGAACAUACAAUAGAGAGGAAGAAAUAGGCGAAACCUACAUGGAAGCAGACACUGCAAUGAUUAGUGCAUUGCCGGAAGAAACAGUAACAAGGGGUAUACCUAAGUCAGCAAUACUGUCCCCAAUUAGUAGAAGACCACAAUACCAAAUACAAAGUGUACCAACGGUACUAGAACCUCCCGCAGAGAUCAAAAGACCUGCUUCAGCACCGAUAAACCCACAUCGGCAAACCCCAGUAAAUAAACCCGUUGAAAUAGAACAGAGCAGACAGGGCAUAAACAGCCCGAGUGCCGAAGCAAAUGCUAGACAGAAAAACCGCUGGCAGAUAGGGAAUAUAGUAACAAGGGACAAUACAGUACCCUUAAUAAUAAGGACACCGCCUGGCCCCAGUAAAGGGAAGCAAGCAAUAAGGAACACAAGCGGAAGAAAGGAAAAGAAAGAGGAAAGCCUACCUCGUAGACAACUAGACCCUAGGGAACAAACGCGCCUAGACUAUAAACUAAUAGACGCGAUUGGAAAGGACAGAGAGCAAUUAGCCGCUUUACUGGACUAUGAGGAAUCGAUGGGAAAUGGAGGGCGCGAGGCCCGAAUAUUAUUCGCAAAUACAAACCCAGAAGUGACAAUACAAGCAAAAGAGAAAGGAAAAGAACCCACAACUCCUAAGAACAAGAGUCGCGUGCAAGCCACAUUAGGACUACCCAUGAGCCAGCUGGAGGGCGAGCGCAAGUACACGCAUACACCAGCUCCAAACACAGUAACGGCAAAGAACAGGGGACUUCCUACUGAAUUGGUAGCGGCCAACGGGAACCCCAGCGAUUCAAGCAAAUCAAGUAGCAGCUCAGACAGCAACAAUGACUUCAAUAACAUGAGUCCGCAUAAACUCGCUAAAUACAUUAAGAAAUUAAAGAAGAAGAAUAAAGAAAGAAAAGAAAAGGAAAAGCUGAGGAAACUACAACUCAGCGGGUUUAAGACAAAGUUACCUACCGCAUACAACGGGUCGAACGACUUCAAUACAUUUGAACAAUUUGUUUACGAAGUAGAAACAUGGCAGGAGGACACAGGAUUUGAGGACUACAAAGCCGUAAGGCACGUAAAAAGCUUCCUCAAAGAUAAAGCGGCAAGCUACUAUAUGCUACAUGUAGCCCCCAAUGUCACUCAAUAUACACUGACCCUGGUAUUCCAAGGGCUAUUCGAUUAUUGCUUCCCGCCAGACAGUCAAGCAAGAAUACGCCGCAAGUUUAACAAUAUGACACAGUCAGACCGGGGGUUUAGAGAUUUCUACCGCAAAUUAUGUAAAAUACAAAGAAGACUAGCGGACAUAAACAAUAAAUCAAUCGCUGUCCGAAUGUGGGAAGGAGCCCACAGCUACAUACGCAUAGAAUGGGCAAAGAAUGGAUAUUCAGCGGAACACAACUUGCCGGAGGAAUUAGAAGAAUCGGCAAUUAGAUUUGAAACCGCCGAAAAAAUUCGCCGAACGGAAGAGAACCAAACAAAUGAUUGCCGAGACCAAUCGACAUACAAAGGCAAGCGCCCUGAUUACCGUAAGCCUAGGGAAGGCAAAAGGAACGGUAACACGCCCAGGCAAGAUAAGCCGCACGUCAGUACCAAUAAGUCUCCAAGAAAGGAGAAGGUACCUAGGCUCUCGCCAGAAAAGUUUGCAGAAUAUCAUGCAGCGGGAAAGUGCACAUUCUGCCAUGAGAUUGGACAUAUAGCCAAGGACUGCCCAAAGCGAAACUUUGCUAAACCUAAGGGUAUAAGCACGUUGGCUGUAAGCUUUGCUCGCAUACAUGAACUAGAAACAGCAACAAGGGAGUCUAAAUCGAUAUACGCGAUAUCUCUUGAUGGGGGACAGCAACAAAAUCGUAUGUGA
Molecule: messenger RNA, 2157 nt
Organism: Rhizoctonia solani
Lineage: Eukaryota; Fungi; Basidiomycota; Agaricomycetes; Cantharellales; Ceratobasidiaceae
Product: Transposon Ty3-I Gag-Pol polyprotein
Exons: 3
Coding region: 1-2157 (718 amino acids)
Molecular function (GO): nucleic acid binding; zinc ion binding
Source: RefSeq, a predicted model, not a curated record